Molecule: messenger RNA, 852 nt
Organism: Erigeron canadensis
Lineage: Eukaryota; Viridiplantae; Streptophyta; Magnoliopsida; Asterales; Asteraceae
Exons: 1
Coding region: 1-852 (283 amino acids)
Molecular function (GO): catalytic activity
Source: RefSeq, a predicted model, not a curated record
AUGAAUUUCUUAUCGCUUAAUAUCCGUAGCAUCUCAGACAAAGCAAAAGCCAGAUGGGUGAAUAAACUAAAACAAGACCACCAUCUAAACUUUCUUUGUCUCCUAGAAACGCACAAACAAGAAGCAUCUAGUCUAAACCCACACUCUUUUUGGGGAAAUUACAAUUUUUCCCAUGAUUUCAUACCCUCUUCUGGUUCGGAAGAAAGGUCUGGAGGUAUUCUCAGCAUUUGGGACCCUUCUUUUUUCACCCUUACCAACACCUUAAAAUCCAACCACUUCCUGUUAACUUCUGGUCUAAUAAAUGGAAUCUCAGAACAAUGCAACAUCCUGAAUCUUUAUGCACCACAAGAACUUCAAGCUAAGCAGAACCUUUGGGAUGAGAUCACAACUCUCAUAGCCAACACCCAAGGCCUAUGGAUUAUCCUAGGGGAUUUUAACUCGGUUCGAUGCCCUGAUGAACGAAUGCAUUCCAUGUUUAAUGAUUCGUGUGCACUCUCUUUUAACUCGUUCAUCCACCAAAACGGGCUGAUGGAAUAUACCAUGAAUGGCAACCUUUUCACUUACGUGGCAGAUAAUGGCAAGAAAAAGAGCAAAAUCGACCGAGUAUUGGUGUCAUCAAGCUUUAUGAAUAAUUGGCCACGAGCUUCUCUAACAGCCCUCCCUAGAUCCCUCUCUGAUCAUAGGCCACUGAUCCUGAACACUUCUCAUCUCGAUUUUGGCCCCUCACCAUUCAGGAUCUUCACCUCGUGGUUUAACAGACCUGGUUUCAAUGAUGUGGUCUGUGACAGUCUCAACUCAGGAUUCUACAAUGGUCGUCCUGACAAAUCCUCACAGCAAAGUUCAGAAAGCUGA